CCCCCUGGCCUGGUAAAGAAGCUGAAUGUCUGCAGGACAUGCUCAACGUCUGUCCAUCCAUGUUCUCCUGCUGACCACCGGCGGGGCUGGCGCGUAGAUGCACAGAGACAGGAAGCAGAUCAUCCACAGCUGCAUGAGCGUUACCUGCUGAGCGGCCUGCGCGUGGUUGCGGUUAGCUUUAGGGGCAGGUUCUGCUGGAGGGAAACCUUUGCUUUGCUUUGUGUGUGUGUGUUCUAUCGUAGUGGAGGAGCAGCAUCUACUCCCAGUAGAUCGGCCCGUUGACUUUUCACCCCUCCAUCGCUUAGAGGUUGCUGUUUGACCCUUUGACACCAUGUGGGAGUUCAGGUCCAUGUCCUUCUGGCGAGCGGUGUUCGCCGAGUUCUACGGCACCAUGUUCUUCGUGUUCUUUGGGCUGGGGGCAGCCCUCCGCUGGACCACCGGGCCCCACAAUGUCCUCCAGGUCGCCUUCUGCUUCGGGCUGGCCGCCGCCACCCUCAUCCAGUCCAUCGGCCACAUCAGCGGGGGCCACAUCAACCCGGCCGUCACCUUCGCGUACCUGAUCGGCUCCCAGAUGUCCCUGUUCCGCGCCGUCUUCUACAUCGUGGCCCAGUGUCUGGGGGCGCUGGCCGGCGCUGCCGUGCUCUACGGGGUCACGCCCGGCAACAUGAGGGGAAACCUGGCUCUGAACACGCUGCAGCCGGGCAUCAGCCUCGGCAUGGCCACCACCAUCGAGAUCUUCCUCACCCUGCAGCUCGUCGUUUGCAUCUUCGCUGUGACCGACGAGCGGCGCAACGGCCGCCUGGGCUCCGCCGCCCUGGCCAUCGGCUUCUCCGUGCUCAUGGGGCACCUCCUUGGAAUGUACUACACUGGAGCGGGGAUGAACCCGGCCAGAUCUUUUGCCCCAGCUGUCCUGGUUAGGAAUUUUGUCAACCACUGGGUGUACUGGGUGGGACCCAUGAUCGGCGGCGCCAUAGGGGCUCUGCUGUACGACUUCAUGCUGUUCCCCCGCGUGCGCGGCCUCUCCGAGCGGCUCGCCAUGCUGAAGGGCACCCGGCCCCCGGAGGCCGAGGGCCAGCAGGAGAUCAGGGGCGAGCCCAUCGAGCUCAAGACGCAGGCCCUAUAAGCCUGGAGCGGCAGAUGGGCUCCCCCGGCCGCCGCCCCUCGCCCGUCACGCCUCGCCCUCACGCUCCCGGCCCCGGGUCCAUCGUCAGCCCAGUCGACACUCACGCCCACAUACCGCCGCCUCGCCUCCUCACGUAGUAGCGCAGACCCCGAGAUCCUUAAUGCGCAUCUGAAACUGGACCUGGUGAAUUACAGCGAGGGGCUUCCCCAGCCCUGAACAGCUCCUCCAGCCCCUUCCCCACCCAUCCUCCUCCUCCUCUGCCUUCCCCCCGCGGACAAGAUGGAGGGUCACAAGAAGGGGGUCAGACCCGGCGGCCAUCACUGCUCAGGACAGGGCCUCUCUCUGUUUCCUCCCCCCUCUUCCUGUUUUCUCCCUCUUUCGUAGUCUGCUAGGAGUGAAGCUACAGUAGAGCAGUGGACUUACUUCUGCAUGCGUUCCCAUUUGAUCCGGUGUGACCACGCCCUCUUCUUUUUGUUCCGUUUCAUGAACUUUGGGUAAAUUACAUGUGUGUACUGGUAUUCAUUUGCCUUUUGUUUUUGGUGUGUGCGUGGCAGAGGGACGGAGUGCGAGCGUGCGUGAAUGUGCAUGUGUAUGCUUGUGUGCUUGUGAUAGUUUUGCCACAGUCCUUUUCCUGUAUCAUAACUUCUUUUCCCAUGCAAGCUUGUGUUUUAGGGACAGAUGCUGCCUGUGACGCGGCCUCAAAGACAUUUUCAAUUUAAGCCCGAGGGAUUCUAUAAAUAAUUUAAGUCAAAUUGAUUCACUUUAGACUUUGUGUCUCAUUUACAGCCGUGAAGCACACAGAUGCUGUCUUCAAGUUAAAAUUUCUGUUGGUUUAGGAUUUGAAUGACUUUCUGGCUUUCUAAGCUUUUUGGAGCAGGGCUUAUCGAAGUUUCAUGUACAGGUGUGCGAUAGUUGGUUUGCUUUUACUUUUGCAUGUGAGCCAUGAAAAAAAAAUAAACCCAGGAGAGCAAGUACCCGGGAAGCCGUCAGCGACGCAGCGGCCUUUUCUGCCGUCGUUUGAGCCGCGUCAUCAUGAGUGCAUGAGUUGUGGUGGCUUCUUUCUGGUGUUCGGCACACGCUUGGCGCCUUCUCCUUCCUGCGCCGAGCUCGGUGGCUCUUUCGGAGGAUUCCCACCGGACUCUACUUGAUGAGAGGCGAGAGAAGGCGACUGAAAUUUUCUUUUUAGUGUGUUUGUACAGGGUGACCCACGUUCACCUUUAUUUUUUUCAUACAGUCUACAUGAGAGAGAAUGAACUUUGCAGUAGAAGCUCUGUGUUUGGCCUGAAGCCCCCGCUCUCUUCCAUCCCUCCUUCUUUCACCCUACCUCUCCCCUUUGUUUAUGAGGCGGCCAUCUUGUUCUGCUCUGAUGAGGGGACAUCUAAAGCUGCUGGGAUGGAGGGGACGGGGCACUGAAAUCAUUUUCACCAGAGCACUGAUCCACACAUGGAAUCCGAUUCUCUUUCUGCAUUCACUACAUAGACCCCCCCCCCGUGUGAUUUCCCUGGCUGUGGUUGAGUAGCAUUUACAACUUAGCAUGUGUUCUAAUGGAAAAGCUUUGAGAUGUACAGUGUAAAGUUUUCUUUUUUUAAAACAGUGAAACUGGAUGGAUAGGAAAUAUAAUAUGCUAGCUAUGCAAUGUCUCCUCUUUGGCUGAUGGCUGAUGGAAGUGAAGCUGAUUAUGUUAUGGCACCAGGCGCUUCCUACAUUGCCCACGACUUAUUAUUUUUGUAUGUCAAAAAAAAACCAAAAAUGAUGUUUUCAACCGUUUUUGUCUAUUUUCUUUUAGAGCCACUGAAGAGAAAUACUGAACUUCAAUAAAUCAUUUUGUAAAAGCGA
Betta splendens (Siamese fighting fish) is the source of this 2959-nucleotide messenger RNA. RefSeq names its product major intrinsic protein of lens fiber a (gene mipa). The transcript has 4 exons. Gene Ontology annotation, biological process: transmembrane transport. Bases 332 to 1123 code for a protein of 263 amino acids. The record is from RefSeq and is a predicted model, not a curated record. Gene Ontology annotation, cellular component: plasma membrane. Lineage: Eukaryota; Metazoa; Chordata; Actinopteri; Anabantiformes; Osphronemidae. Gene Ontology annotation, molecular function: water channel activity.